AUGAGGUCUGAAAUUGUUGAUUUACCCACUUCCAAUGAAGAUGUUGAGUCAGCGGUUGAAGACACAGAAAGUUUACACGGGGAAUUGGAAAAGCCUGCUCCCACUGAAGAGCGACAGGAUGCUUUUGGAAAUGAAGAAAAUGCCGAAAUCAAGUACAAAGUCUUGAAGUGGUGGCAAGGAGGCCUUCUGAUGGUCGCCGAGACAAUUUCGUUGGGAAUCCUUUCUUUGCCAGCUGCUAUAGCUGGACUCGGUCUGGUUCCAGGACUCAUCAUUCUUAUCGGCCUUGGACUACUUGCCACAUACACAGGUCUAGUGAUUGGACAGUUCAAGUUGAGACAUCCUCAUAUUUCGAGUAUGGCUGAUGCCGGGGAGGUUCUAAUGGGUCCCUUUGGUCGAGAACUAUUUGGAACUGGUCAACUCCUAUUCUUGAUUUUCCUGAUGGCUAGCCACAUCUUGACUUUUACCGUGGCUCUAAAUACGAUCACCGGAUAUGGCACCUGUUCGAUUGUGUUUGGUGUUGUUGGCUUGAUCCUUUCCUUGAUCCUUUCCCUUCCUCGAACUCUUGAAAAGAUGUCUUGGCUAUCACUUGUUUCUUUUAUUAGUAUUUUCAUUGCCGUCGUGGUCACGAUGAUCGCCCUCGGAAUACAAGAUAAUGGUGCCCCCGUCCGUGCAGUCGCGGAAGCCAACUUGGUGACGGGCUUUAUGUCGGCAUGUAACAUCGCGUUCUCAUAUGUCAGUCACAACACUUUCUUUACCUUCAUGGCCGAGUUGAAGGACGCGAGAGAUUUCCCCAAAGCUCUGGCACUUCUGCAAUCCAUUGACAUGACACUGUACAUUGUCGCCGCGGUUGUCAUUUAUCGCUAUACCGGUGCCGAUGUUGCUUCUCCUGCACUUGGCUCCGCUGGACCACUGAUUUCGAAGAUUGCCUACGGAAUUGCGCUCCCUACAAUUGUAAUUGCUGGCGUUAUCAACGGCCAUGUUGCCGCAAAAUCGCUCUACGUCCGUAUGUUUGCUGGCACAGACCGGAUGCACAAGAGAGAUUGGAUCUCCACUGGCUCCUGGGUGGCCAUUGCCUUCGUGCUUUGGGUCAUCGCCUGGGUCAUCGCCGAAGCAAUUCCUGUGUUUAACAAUCUUCUUAGCCUGAUCACCGCUCUGUUUGGCAGCUGGUUUACCUUCGGAUUCACUGGCAUGUUCUGGCUGCACAUGAACAAAGGGCUAUGGUUCUCGUCGCCCAAGAAAAUCAUGUUGACGAUACUCAAUGUCUUUGCUAUCUGUGUUGGCGUCGCUUUGUGUGUUCUCGGUCUCUAUGCUUCAGGAUCAGCUAUCCAUGACAGUACUGGCAGCGCUAGUUUUUCAUGUACUGCUGAUAAUGCCUAA
Messenger RNA from Penicillium brevicompactum, 1377 nucleotides. RefSeq lists its product as uncharacterized. Gene Ontology annotation, biological process: amino acid transmembrane transport. The transcript has 7 exons. Gene Ontology annotation, cellular component: vacuolar membrane. Lineage: Eukaryota; Fungi; Ascomycota; Eurotiomycetes; Eurotiales; Aspergillaceae. The record is from RefSeq and is a predicted model, not a curated record. Bases 1 to 1377 code for a protein of 458 amino acids. Gene Ontology annotation, molecular function: amino acid transmembrane transporter activity.